CAUGGCUGCCAACAGCAGCAGAGCUGCCGCUCCAAAACUCAAGAAACUAAAGAGCCUAAAUGUAGAAGUUGGAGCAAAGGUUUCUUUGAAAUGUGAGGCAAGCGCUGGAAAUCCCCAGCCAUCCUACAAAUGGUUCAAAGAUGGCAAAGAAAUUAAAAAGAGCAAAGAUAUCAGAAUAAAAUAUGGGAAUGGAAAGAAAAUAUCUAGACUUCAGUUAAGUAAAGUGAAAGUUGAGGAUACAGGAGAAUACAGUUGUGAAGCAGAGAAUGUCCUGGGAACAGACAUUGCCACAGGAAGUCUCAUAGUCAGAAGUGUAACCACAACUCUGUCUUCUGGGCCUGGACAUACUAGACAAUGCAAUGAAACAGUGAAAUCCUAUUGUGUGAAUGGUGGAGUGUGCUAUUAUAUUGAAGGCAUAAAUCAGCUGUCAUGCAGGUGUCCGAAUGAAUUCACAGGGGACCAGUGUCAGAACUUCGCAAUGGCCAGCUUUUCCAAAGCCGAGGAGCUGUAUCAGAAGAGAGUUCUAACCAUUACUGGAAUUUGUGUUGCAUUGCUUGUUGUGGGAAUAGUAUGUGUAGUAGCUUACUGUAAAACCAAAAAACAGAGAAAUCAGAUGCACAAUCAUUUGCGGCAAAACAUGUGUCCAGCACAUCAGAACAGAAAUCUAGCGAACGGCCCUAGCCAUCCUCGGCUGGACCCUGAGGAAAUUCAGAUGGCUGAUUAUAUAUCUAAAAAUGUUCCUGCUACUGAGCAUGUCAUAAGAAGAGAAAUAGAGACUACCUUUUCAGGGAGCCAUUCCUGUUCACCAUCACAUCCCUCUUCCACAGGAACUCCAACUUCAAGCCAAAGACAUGAAAGCCACACCUGGAGCUUGGACCGCACAGAAAGCCUCACUUCUGAUUGUCAGUCUGGGAUGAUGUUGUCUUCUGUGGGAACCAGCAAGUGCAACAGUCCUGCCUGUAUGGAAGCGCAUGCUCGGCGGGAAGCAUCAUACUCCAUUGAGGAACAGACGAGGCCAAUGAUGCAGUACAGAGAUUCUGUGGAUUCCCUUCGAGACUCACCUCAUAGUGAGAGAUAUGUCUCUGCCUUGACCACCCCAGCACGCCUGUCCCCUGUUGACUGCCACUGCUCAGCUUCAGCCCACAUGCCCACCUUUGAAAUAACUUCUCCUAAUUCUGCUCAUGCGGUCUCACUUCCCCCAGCUGCAUCCAUUAAUUUGCAAGUGGAGGAGCAACAGCCAUUGCUGAGAAGGUACCAAGCCCCCUGUCAAGAUACACAGAGGUAUGAUACUUACUACCAAAGAAGGAACUAUCUGAAUGAGAGCACAGGAAGCUUGCCCUCCAGCCCCUUCCGCAUCACAGAGGAUGAUGAAUACGAGACAACCCAUGAGUACAUCACUGCACUAGAACAGCCAAAGAGAACAGGCAGCGGCAACAGGCGGUGGAGGAGAUCUAAACUGAACGGCCACCUGUCUCACAGAGGCAGAAUGCUUAGAGAUUCCUUUUCAGUCAGCAGUGCCUCAUACAGUGAGUCUGAUGAGGAGCUGAUAGCUGAGAGCACCCCUUUCUUAAGCAAUCGGAACAUGGAGGCAAUCGACACAGAUUUGUACUGCUCAGCUGACAACAGAACUUUCUCUUCUUUCAGCAGAUUCAACGCACAGGGUGAAAGCCAACAAAUACACACCAGAUCCAGCCAAGGUUUUGCACCACCUUAGGUGUUACACGCUCUUCCUCAUGUCCACUUCCACGAAUACAUCAGUA
This is a messenger RNA of Notechis scutatus (mainland tiger snake), 1760 nucleotides long. Lineage: Eukaryota; Metazoa; Chordata; Lepidosauria; Squamata; Elapidae. The record is from RefSeq and is a predicted model, not a curated record.